CUCGCACCUUAGCAGAUCAUUUAACAGCUAACGGAAACGAAAAGUCUGGCAGUCUGAUUAAUUUUUGUUUGCUGCGCUUUGGCGGCUCGCCGUGGUGCCAAGUCGUGUCAGUCAGUCAAAGACUUUAAACGCACCAAGUUGACUCCUCCUCGGCAUUUGUGGAUAAGACUUUAGCCAUGAAUCUGCGCUACAUUUGCACCUUAUCACUGCUGCCCACACUUUAUGUGCUGCUCGUGCUGCUGCUGGAAUUCGUGGAGGAUGGUCUGGCCCAGAGUGCGGAUCCAUUGUUCGAACUACCCGUUCAACUAGUCGGAUUUCCUGUGAUUGUACUCUCGGUGCGUUUGUCACAGUUUGCCAAAAAAUUGGCCUACUCGCUGAGUCCAAACACCUAUCGUUCUCGCAGCAGACGCGAUGCCAGUCAUCCUUUGGCCCUAGACGCUGAGUUGGCCCAGAAGGAAAUACUGCGCGAGUUUGGACCAAGAGCUUGCAUUCUGGAGGAGCCUUGCCGAGUGCACGCCUCACGUCCCGGCACUCAACGACGUCCGCUGGGCGAUGGAAAAGCUGCAGCACAUGCACCCUGGGCAGAGGUCUUGAGGAACUACAAAGUGCAAUCAACCGGCGGCAUGAAACAAUGGUAUCUGCUCUCGCUCUUCAUCGGCGAUGCUGUGCGGGAUGUGCCUCUCUGCAAGCACCUGGCCAAACGGAUGCCAUGUCCAGGCGCUGGACCACUGCCGCCUCCACAGCCACGUUAAGAAUGGAAUUGGUUGGAAAAAACAUUGGCAUAUAAUAUAUGUAUGGGCGGGUUUGCGAUGCGGCUUAUUGUGGGUGGGGGUAACGAGCGCAUCGGGUAGUCAGUCAAUUGCAUGGACAUCUUUCUGUUACGUUCUUCCAAACUUUGUCUGUCUUCUAUCACAUUCUCUUCCCAUUCAUUUGUAUUGUUAGUUGGGGUCUCUAAUUUAAACAACAGACAGCAUAGGCUUAGUCAGUCUUAUAUUGUAAGUAUGUGUAUGAAGUACUCGUAUAAGCAAAUAAAUAAACAAAAAUCAUCUGAAAUUCUGAAAA
Molecule: messenger RNA, 1062 nt
Organism: Drosophila innubila
Lineage: Eukaryota; Metazoa; Arthropoda; Insecta; Diptera; Drosophilidae
Exons: 4
Coding region: 177-752 (191 amino acids)
Source: RefSeq, a predicted model, not a curated record